CUCUUUGCGAGCGCAGCGGCGGCGUUUAGCGGCUGACAGGCAGCGGCGGGGGAGCGCCGGCCCGGGGCAGAUUAUGAAAAUAUUCUGAUCAAUCCGUUUAAAAAAAUUCAGAACUGCAUUAAGGCUUCACCAUAAAUCUUUUUGGCUGCUUAUGAAGUUUUUGAUAUUAAAGCUGCACUAUUGAAAUGAAGAAAAGGAGAAAGUUCCCUGGAAAUCUAAAUGAGAAGCUACAUUUUGGCCAUGAGAAAAAUAUUUCUGAUGGGGUUCUUAUAGUAGAUUCUGACCAAGAAACUGUCACCAAAUCUGCAGAAGUAGCUAUUACGGACCAACUUGACUGUUCCCAAGAACUUCCUCCAUCACCAGAACAAAGAAAACUCUUAAGUUCACUGCAGUAUAAUAAAAAUCUACUUAAAUAUUUAAAUGAUGAUAGACGGAAACAACCAUCUUUUUGUGACUUACUUAUAAUAGUAGAAGGAAAAGAAUUUAGCGCACACAAAGUUGUUGUAGCUGUUGGCAGUAGUUAUUUUCAUGCUUGUUUGAGCAAAAACCCAAGCACGGAUGUUGUCACACUGGAUCAUGUAACUCAUUCUGUUUUUCAACAUUUGCUUGAGUUUUUGUACACAUCUGAGUUUUUUGUAUAUAAAAAUGAAAUCCCUUUAGUGUUGGAAGCAGCUAAAUUUUUAGACAUUAUAGAUGCAGUCAAACUGCUCAAUAAUGAAAAUAUUUCCUGCAUACAAUCUGAAGCGUUAACUGAAAACCCAAUACCAGCUGAAACUCUCAAUGAAUUGACUGGUAAACUAUCAAAUAGUCACCAGUGCACUUUUUGCAGUCGAAACUUCUGUUACAAGAAAUCCUUAGAAAACCACUUGGCUAAAGCUCACAGAUCCCUUCCACUGGAAAAAAAACAUGGUUUAAAAAUGGUUGAGAAAGCAGACUUUUCUACCAGAAGAUCUACAAGGAACCGUAAAUGCCCAGCUAAGUUUGAUAACAGUGAUAACGAAAGCAGCGAUGUGUCUGACAGCAAGGAAAAAGUCCAUUCUGAGAGAGAAAUAUCUGUUAAAAACGAAUGUGAAGAUAAUGGAAGUGACUGCAAUGCAGAUGAAGAGGGUCAGGAAGAAGAAGAAAUACCAGAUGAAGAUUCUGAUGCUGAAGAGCAAAGUAAAAAAGAACAUAAUGAUACUGAAGUGAGUCCUGAGCCAGUUGAUUCAGUAGGAAAUAUUCCUGAAGGUUUAACUCCAGUAAUCAUUCAGAGUAGUAGCAAAAAACUAUUGCAGUGUCCCAAGUGUGACAAAACAUUUGAUCGAACAGGGAAGCUCGAGAUCCAUACCCGUGCACACACAGGUGAGAAGCCCUUCGAGUGUGAUAUUUGUCAUCAGCGCUAUUCCACAAAAUCUAACCUGACAGUUCACAGAAAGAAACACAAUAAUGAAACAGAAUUUCAUAAGAAGGAGCACAAAUGUCCAUAUUGUAAUAAACUUCAUGCAAGCAAAAAGACCCUAGCAAAACAUGCAAAGAGGUUUCAUCCAGAGAACGUACAAGAAUUUCUUUCCAUUAAAAAGACAAAGAGUGAAGGCUGGAAAUGUGAUAUUUGUAAGAAAUCUUUUGCUCGAAGACCCCAUUUGGAAGAACACAUGAUUCUUCACACUCAGGAUAAACCUUUCAAGUGUACCUAUUGUGAAGAGCACUUUAAAUCCCGGUUUGCAAGAUUGAAGCAUCAAGAAAAAUUCCAUCUUGGUCCUUUCCCGUGUGAUAUUUGUGGUCGUCAGUUCAAUGACACUAGAAAUCUAAAACGCCAUAUAGAAUGUACUCAUGGGGGGAAGAGAAAAUGGGUGUGUUUCAUAUGUGGAAAAUCAGUCAGAGAAAGAACAACUUUGAAAGAACAUUUGAGAAUUCAUAGUGGGGAGAAACCUCAUCUUUGUAGUAUUUGUGGGCAGAGUUUUCGUCAUGGAAGUUCCUACAGACUUCAUCUACGAGUUCACCAUAAUGACAAAAGGUACGAAUGUGAAGAAUGUGGGAAAACGUUUAUUCGGCAUGAUCAUCUAACAAAACACAAAAAAAUACACUCAGGUGAAAAGGCACAUCAGUGUGAGGAGUGUGGAAAGUGUUUUGGCCGUAGAGACCACCUAACUGUCCAUUACAAAAGUGUUCAUCUAGGAGAGAAAGUGUGGCAAAAAUAUAAAGCAACAUUUCAUCAGUGUGAUGUCUGCAAGAAAGUUUUUAAAGGGAAAUCAAGUUUGGAAAUGCAUUUUAGGACACAUUCAGGUGAGAAACCAUACAAAUGUCAAAUCUGUAGCCAGUCCUUUAGAAUUAAGAAGACAUUAACAAAACACAUGGUUAUUCAUUCAGAUGCUCGACCUUUUAACUGCCAGCAUUGCAAUGCAACAUUUAAACGAAAAGACAAGUUGAAAUACCAUAUUGACCAUGUACAUGGAACAAAAGCUGCAGAAGAAACAGUAACCACUUCUGAAGAAAAAGUAAUCUCCUUGCCAGUACAGUACACCCCUGAUGACAAAGUUUUCCAAAUUGAGUCUAAACCAUACAUGGAUCAGCCCGAAGUUUACGAAACAGAAGUCAAACCUAUGCUACAGAAUGUACCAGCAGAAGUAUGUGUGCCAGUAACACUGGUACCAGUUCAGAUGCGGGAACCUCAAGCUGAUCUAGUACAACAUACCACUACUCUCUCACCCCAGUCUCAUGGCAUUCUUCCCCCACAGAUACAGCAGCCAGAUUAUCAACGAACAACAGAAAUGGCAUUUCUGGAAAAAUAUACUCUCACUCCCCAGCCUGCAAAUAUAGUUCAUCCUGUCAGACCUGAGCAAAUGUUGGAUCCUAGAGACCAAUCUUACCUUGGAACUUUAUUGGGGCUUGAUACAGCUCCAACUGUACAGAAUAUGUCAAAUAAUGAACAUUCAUGAUCGGACCCAUAACAUUCCACCUAACUUACUAAGCCAUUAGCCACCAGAGGACUAAUAUGGCUACUAAGUUUUUUGUAGUUUAUUUGGACUUCUAGUCUUCUGAACAGUUUUGUUGAGUGCAAGGAAGAAAUAGAUUUGUUUGCAUAUAUGAACAUUAAGACACAUUUUGAUGUAUAUUUAUAGUGUUUCUUGUGGUUUUAAAGACUUUUAAAAAUCUUAUAGAAGGUCUUUUGAAAACAGGUUCUCAAAUAUCUUUUAAGAAUACUAGCUGCAGCAAACUUUAAUCCCAUACCUGGCCAUUAAUAAAAAUAAUUGUUCACCUGUCUGCAUCUCACUUUCCAAAUAAACCUUUCUUUAGAUAAUGGAAAAGUAUAUUAGAAGGGUUAUGGCCAAUUCAUUAGGGUCACGAUUGGAAAAGAACAUGAAACUAAACCUCUUAAUGAUCCCUCACCUUAAACUAAAAUUUAACUUUAUCCCAGACAAACCUGGUUACAUUUUUUUACUGUAAUUCAUAUCUGAAUAAUGGAAUUAUGAAUCUGAGACUAUAAACAGUACUUGUGCUCUCUUAACCUUGGUUCAAUCUUCUAGAAUGUUUCCAACAUUUGGGCCUUGAAAGGUUUAGAGAUGUGGUGAUAAUAUACUGUAAUCCUCAGGCAAUAAUAAGAUUGGAAUAGUUCAUCCUUGUUUAUGAGCACAGAAUCAAACCAAGCUGAAGUCCGCACUGAUAUGCCCAUUUCUACAUUACUGCUGUGUAAAGUAAUGUAAAAAGCUCUUUUCAGAAAAGUAAUUUGCUUCAAUUCAUUAAAAGAUUAAUGAAAUCAGCAAUUAUAAAUCUUCAGUUGGCUUCUGGAAAAGAAAGUGAAAGGAAGUCAUUUGUUGUUUCACCUUACAUGAUAUACAUUGUAUAUAGGUGACAAAUAAUUAGGAAGAGGAAGGAAGAUUAGAACAUGUAAGGGCUUUAACUAUUCUUUUAUUGUUUCCUUACUGUUCUUCUAGUGUAGAACCAUAUCAAAUCCACUAUCUAGAAUAAUUUAAAUUAUUAAAUCCCUCAAAUUUUCUUCUAGGUGGAGCUCUGCAAAUCCUUGGAUAUCUGCAGAUCAUUUUUGUGGAUUGCGGAUCGGAUGCGCAUACAAACUUUGUAUCCGUGCAGGGUUCUACUUCUAACCUCAUUCCCAAAAUAAUACUUUCCUUGUUUUAGACUCAGUCAAUCUUGUGCCAAAGGAAAUACGUGGAAUCAUACUUGUCUCUCAAUUAUGUCUCAUUAGGGAUUACAUUUUAAACUAAUGUCUACUUCCCAUUAAAAAUCUGGUUUUCUUGCUUUUAUUAUUAUUGUAAAAUAUUUAUAUCCAAUUUCUAAAUUAUGAAACUGAAAGUUCAUUUGCCAUGGUGAGUUGUUGUUAAAGUUCUGCAUUUGGUAGGAGCAUAAAUAGUUUCUGAAAAAAUGUCAGCAUCCUACUGCUACAAACUCUCUUAAUGGCCCUAUCUUAUAAAAUGCUAAUCACUUUCUGUGAGGUGUUUGAGUGCUUUUCAGGAUUGGGGCCAGGACUUGGUGUUUGGUCAUGUGUAGAAACUUUUCAACCUCACUGAUUCUCAUCUAAGUGCACCAAAGAUUUCUGUUAGCAGUUGAAUUAGUACUAGCCUGCAUAGAAUUUAAAUGUAUCAUUAUUUAAAUAAGGACUUGUCCAAAGAAGCACAAUAGAAGUCCUAGACUUACAGAUCUUUAAAAUUCAGUUCCUAUAGUGGGACUAAGUGUAUGUUUAAUUGUUUUGUGUUUAUAUGUACAAAGCAAGAUGAGAUGAAGUACUCUGGGAACGUUCAUACGGAGAUGCUGUACAUAUGUCAGGUAAAAAGAUGAGUACUAAUUAACAUUAUACAACAAUAUUCAGCCCAUUGAAUGCCAUCUUCUAAAAGGACACUGUCAAGUACUGUGCUUCCCGCUUGUUCUCUGCAAAAAAAAAAAAAAAAAAAAAAAAAAGUUUUAAAUGACCACCAUUCUUGCACUCCAAUGCACAAAAAUACUAUUUAGUGUGUACCUUUCAAGUUGACAAGCACUGGAGUUUUUACUCUUCUGUACGCCCAUACUGUUUGUGAAACAUAAACCAAUGUGGUUUCCAAAGGUUAUGCUCAUACCAUCAAAGAUAAACUGACAUCAAUGCUGUCAGCACAGUUCUGAGACUGACAUUCUAACUUUGCAUUCUUUACUUACUUACUUCCUCUGCAAUGAGUGUGGAGAGGAUUUCAAUUAAACAGUGGCUUAAAAUU
Molecule: messenger RNA, 5177 nt
Organism: Malaclemys terrapin pileata
Lineage: Eukaryota; Metazoa; Chordata; Testudines; Emydidae
Gene: ZBTB41
Product: zinc finger and BTB domain containing 41
Exons: 11
Coding region: 186-2915 (909 amino acids)
Biological process (GO): regulation of DNA-templated transcription
Molecular function (GO): DNA-binding transcription factor activity, RNA polymerase II-specific; protein binding; RNA polymerase II cis-regulatory region sequence-specific DNA binding
Source: RefSeq, a predicted model, not a curated record